This is a messenger RNA of Carica papaya (papaya), 1238 nucleotides long. RefSeq names its product magnesium transporter, putative (DUF803). Gene Ontology annotation, molecular function: magnesium ion transmembrane transporter activity. Gene Ontology annotation, cellular component: membrane. Lineage: Eukaryota; Viridiplantae; Streptophyta; Magnoliopsida; Brassicales; Caricaceae. The record is from RefSeq and is a predicted model, not a curated record. Gene Ontology annotation, biological process: magnesium ion transport.
CUCGUUGGAUUUCAACAGAGAGAAAAGGGAAAGGGGAGGGAGGUUUCGGGGAAUAGAGAUGUGGGAAUCGAUCUGCUUGACGCUGGCGGCAACUGCCGGUAACAACAUCGGAAAAGUUUUGCAGAAGAAAGGCACCGUAAUCCUGCCUCCUCUCUCCUUCAAGCUAAAGGUGAUCAGGGCUUAUGCUGUUAAUAAAAUUUGGGUGAUAGGGUUCCUGAUGGAUAUUUUUGGAGCCAUGUUGAUGUUGAGGGCACUAUCCCAAGCUCCUGUAUCUGUUAUCCAACCAGUUUCUGGCUGUGGACUUGCAAUUCUUUCUGUAUUUUCCCAUUUUUAUCUUAAGGAGGUCAUGAAUGCAGUUGACUGGAUGGCAAUUACUUUGGCUGGUAUUGGCACCAUAGGAGUUGGUGCUGGUGGAGAGGAGCAAGAAGCAUCUUCUAUAUCCAUUUUCCAGUUACUGUGGCUAGCAUUGCUUGUUGCCAUCUUGUUUGUACUCCUAAAUGGGUGGCUUCAUAUCUUCAAACGGCAGCGAAGAGAACAGGAGAUGGUAGAAUAUGAAGUUGUUGAAGAAAUUAUAUAUGGCUUGGAAUCUGGCAUUUUGUUUGGGAUGGCAGCUGUAGUAUCGAAGAUGGGAUUUAUCUUUGUUGAGCAGGGCUUCUCCAAGAUGUUAAUUCCAAUAUUCAUCUCCUUCAGUGUAUGUUGUAGUGGAACGGGAUUUUACUACCAGACUCGAGGACUAAAACAUGGGAGGGCAAUUGUUGUAUCUACAUGUGCCGCUGUAGCAUCAAUUAUAACUGGUGUGCUUGCUGGUAUGCUUGCUUUAGGUGAAAAGUUGCCUUCAUCACCAUUGGCACGAUUUUCCCUGCUGCUUGGAUGGCUACUUAUCAUGUUCGGCGUGGUUUUACUUGUGAGUUCAUCCCGGCUGGUCCGCCACCUUUCACGUUCACUGCGAUAUUUUAGGAGUGGUGUUGGUCGAGGGUUGAGCAGCAGACUAUCAGUCUCUGCCAGACCGAAGGAUACAGAUGCAAGCGCGGUUAUUCAAGCAGCAACGUUGCAUCAUUUGUUAUCAUCUCCCUCCAAGGAGAAAGCUUGAGGAUAAGUUUUUGGAGAAGCUGCCCAUACUUAGUCCUUUCUUUUUUUUCGUUUACAUUCAUUUAGAUUCUUUCUAUUACUACACUGAUAAUGUUGUUGUGUAUGUUAUUUUUCAAAUCCUUGCAUCAAUUAUCAUAGCCUUAGUUUAA